AUGAUGCGCUUGACGGUUCAAAGCUGGCUGGCGAUAGGUCAGCAUGCAACUGGCAAUUUUGCCCAUCUCCCCGCAAGCCCAUUGGCUGAAGGCUGGCUUGAUGCUGAUUGGCUGUUGUGCGGCUCGACCAAUGAGCGUCCAGUGCUCCACACCUGCCCAAAGUUGAACAGCCGACGGUGUCUACGGCCGGUCAUGAACCUGACGCCCAGGUCGUCUGGAUUGAGUCCAGCUCGACGAUGGUCCUUGGGCUAUCGAAAUCUCGACAGGAUUUCCCUCACAGAAAUGAUGCCCUGCGCGGCCGUGGCCUCUUUGGCCAGCCAGCCUCCGAGGGAUUGGCCGGCAAACCAGCCCAGCUGCAACCUGUCCUCUGUCGGCUUGUCGCCGGGCCGACACAUGUUCCGGCUGCGUCGAAUGGUACCGGUCGAGCGUCUCAUCUCCAGCCCCAGAUUGGCCCGAGUGCGUCGGCCAUCUCGGCCGGAGGAGCAAUUGUUGGCCGACCGAGCGUCGUCGGCCAGCUCGAACGGAUCCGCAGCCGACGCAGCCGACUCGAACAUUCGUUCGUGGACAACCGAGGUCGACAGUCCCACCGCCAGGACAGACCGUCUUCCGGCGCCGGCCCAGAACCGAGCCCCAACACGAAAUCGGACCCAAGCCCGAACCCCGACUUUCGAUUGCGAGACCGCGACCGAUGCCCUAACCGGAGUCGCAACCGCAAUCGUAACCGUAACCGAAAGUGUAAAUAAAAGUGAAAGCGGCAAUGGACAUGAAAACGAAACCGGAACUCAAAUCGAAACCGAAACUGAAACCGAAAGAGCAAGUGGUACCGAUACCGCAACCGCAACCGCAACCGCAACCAAAACGGGAACCGGAACCGGAACGCAAAGUCGCUGCGUCGACGCGUCACGUGACGAGCUGGCAGCUCGACUGAUUCCUCUCCGACUGCAGGCGCCGUCGAAUGAGUCCACGCCGAAGGGGUCCAUUGCCAGCAGAAGCGUCGGCAACGGUGCUCGCCUCAACAGCCUCCUUUCGCCUCGCGACGUUAAACGACGUCUCGCCUGGGCGCUCAACCUGCAAAAGGCGCCGGAAAGCAAGAGUGUCUCAGCAGACGGAAUAUUGCGCAAGAGGCUGGACGAAUGGAGGGAGAAUAGGUACCGAAACCACGCAGUAAGUUGGUGCUACGCUCAGAUGAGCCGGAAAUUGAUGCAAACAUAUUCAGGAUUGGUAGGUCGUGUGACAAAAUAA
This is a messenger RNA of Protopolystoma xenopodis, 1242 nucleotides long. The record is from the annotation of a GenBank genome assembly. Lineage: Eukaryota; Metazoa; Platyhelminthes; Monogenea; Polystomatidea; Polystomatidae.